Molecule: messenger RNA, 1781 nt
Organism: Osmia bicornis bicornis
Lineage: Eukaryota; Metazoa; Arthropoda; Insecta; Hymenoptera; Megachilidae
Gene: pn
Product: exopolyphosphatase PRUNE1
Exons: 7
Coding region: 460-1566 (368 amino acids)
Cellular component (GO): cytoplasm
Molecular function (GO): exopolyphosphatase activity
Source: RefSeq, a predicted model, not a curated record
AAGAAGGUUUGCGCACUGUAUUUCUUCAACGACAUCGAGCUAGCAAGAUCGAGCACAACUAUUUUCUUCUUUUAUAAUAUGUAUAUCCGUAACGGAAGCAAAAAGAAAUAGGUCAAGUCAGCAGGCACAGAAAGAAGAGAAAUACAAUACCGAAUAGGUGCCGAUAGGAAAAUGCCAAGCAAUGUACUUGAAGUGUACAGAAAUGUACAGAAAUGUACAGAAAUAUACAGAAGUGUAGAGAGGGAAAGAAGUCGAAAAGGAAACAAGUCGCAUGCGAACGAAAUUAGUGUGACAUACGACGCGUUACGAACAGGAAAAAUGUUUGAGAUUUGAGAAAAUCCGAAGCGAGUGCGCGUUAAAGGAACAGUCUUGGAGGUAAACGAUCGCGGUUCGAUCAAGUUGACGAUAAUAAGCGUGUUAAUCGCGGCAGACCGAGUUAAAAGACAGCGAAGGAACAAAAUGUCGUCAAACCUGUCCGCCUACGAAAAAAUUCGCGUCAUUUUGGGUAAUGGAAGUUGCGACUUGGAUUCUGCGGUAUCGGCCCUUGCUCAAGGAUACUUGGACUAUUUGGAUGGAAUGAAAAACGAUGGAACCAAGUUAGCGGUAAUUCCAGUAAUGAACAUACCUGAAAGGGAAUAUCGCGUGAAAACGGAAGUGGUAUUUUUCUUGAAACGUCACGAUAUACCUUUCGCGUUAUUAACAUUUCGGGAUCAAAUUGAUUUGAAAAGAUUGAAGGAAAAGAAGGGAAUCACUCUGGAAAUUGUACUGGUCGAUCAUCAUCAGCUUCCGGAGGAAGAUGCUUUUUUAGCGGAUUUCGUGGUGAAAGUGAUCGAUCACAGGCCGCAAGACGCAAACUGGCUUUGGCCAGGUAGAACGGUACAGUUGGAGGGAGUAGGCAGCUGCGCGACUCUGGUGGCGCGAAAUUUACUCGACAGGUAUCCGGAAGCGAUGGAUACGCAACUUUUCAGUCUUUUGCGAGGUCCAAUUCUGAUCGACACCUGUAAUUUCUCGAAGGAGGCUGAUCGUGCGACUAGUGCCGACAAGGAAGUCGCACACCUUCUCGAGACACUCGGGCAAUUGGAUCUGGAUAGAAGCAAAGCGUUCGACGAGAUCGUCGAAGCGAAAUCCGAUAUUAGUAAAUUAACUGUCGACGAUUUCUUAAUCAGAGAUUUAAAAAUCGCAAAUGGAGUGCCAAUCGUCGGAUUACCGAUAUUGGUCGAGAAAUUUCUCGAAUUACAAGACGUCUUUGACGCGAUUAAAAAUUUUUCCGAAUCACGGAACACUACAGUGAUCGUUUUCAUCGGAUUGGAGAUUCGAUCGCGACAACUGCACCGAGAUAUCGCCGUUUUCUCGUUCCUCGCCGUUAAUCCAUUGAAAGAUCAGAUAGUAAAAGCUCUAACGUCGUCCACGCAACCAUCCCUCCAGUUAACGUUGAUCAAAGAAACGAAUCAGGUCAAUGGGAAUGGCAGCUUACUUCUUUACGCGCAAGGAAAUUUACGCGUUACACGGAAACAAAUAUUACCUCUUGUUCGCGAUACCGUCACCUCGGCGAAUUGUCGGUGUUAGAAACGAAAAUAACAAAGUCAGAACGCAGUUUCGCGGAAGUUAGAGGUACUUUUUUCUCUCAAAGACGAUCGCAUCACCGCAACAAGGUAUAUGUAAACAUAUAAGAUUUAGUUAAAUUUUUCAAAGCGCAACUACAAUUAUUCAGGUGGAAAGGAAUGGUGAGAGAUUCGAGAAAAAGGAUACAUGUUUUCAUUAAAACAUUUCAUUUGAUUUGA